This is a messenger RNA of Ceutorhynchus assimilis (cabbage seed weevil), 2601 nucleotides long. Lineage: Eukaryota; Metazoa; Arthropoda; Insecta; Coleoptera; Curculionidae. The record is from the annotation of a GenBank genome assembly.
AGCACUUCCUUUGGGGCGUUCGUUUGUGAGAGUUUAUGGUUUAUCUGCCUCUGCCAUAAUCUGAUAUAUUACAGCUGAGCUGAGUUCAAGUUAGUUUACCAAAAUAAACAAACCUUUUUUGUUUAUUCCAAAUUUUUCCCAUGUCAAGCUAGAGGCCAAGACCCUGCUAGAGGCAGAGAGAAAAGAAGAAGCCAAAUACAGAGGGCCGAGCGAGAGGGGAUACAAAAUACAACCAUAACCAAUCUCUAUUCUAUUUUCAUAUCUGGGUCCGGGCACGGUCCCGCCCGGGUAUCCUUCUUUUGACUUUCGCAUUUUGCUUGCAUUGCAUAUUUGGUUUAAUUAGUGUGCGUACUUAUAUAGAAGGCAUUGUUGUAUGUUUUCCCAUAGAAGAUUGAUGUGAUUUCAAGGUGCAUAAGUUUCUGGAAUUAAAGACGAAAGCUUUUUUGCAACAAAACAAGAAAUCAUAUCUAUCAAAAUGGAGAACAUGGAAGGAUUAAUAAUGGAUGAACGAGUUCAGUCAAUAGUUAAAAAACGAAUGGCGGCCUUCGAAACGGCUAUAAUUCCUCUAGUAAAUAGCAAGCUAUUUGACCAAGAGGAAAUGAGUAAACUUAUAAAUAAAGUGGGACUGCAUGAACUAAAAUUGGCUGCUCUGAAGCCGGGCUUAGAUGAUUUCAACUCUGCAACUAAAUAUGAAGAAGGAGUAUAUUUUGAACUGCGGAGACGCGCAAAACACGUUCACGCUCUUCAAGAUAUUGAUCAGUUGGAAAGGAUAUUUGUAAAGAGAAUUCUGGCAACUUAUCGCAAAGGCUUGAAACACUAUCCUAAUGAUUAUCACUUCAAUUCGAAUUGUUUCGAGUUCAUAAAACGUUUUCCUGAUUCUCAAAUUUUAACCCGUCAAAUUGCUACCAACAUGUUAGAGUUAUUUGAAUAUAACCCUGAAGUCGUCAGAAAAAUAGCAUCUUGGUAUUUCAUAAUUGGCAAAACCGAGAAUGCCUUCUGCAUUUUGCUACGUGGACGAGACCGCUAUCCAGAUAGUAUGAGAAUCUACCUUGACCUAAUUGAAUUGGAAAUUAAACUUUACCAUGAAAUGAAACUUUACAAGGAAAAGAGCAACCACCAAACACUAACACUCAUACUAAAUCGCUUCAAAACAUACAUUGAUGGAAUUGUAAGGGCGAAAAUUACUUACAGGUUUUUGAAGGAAAUCAUACUGAUAAUUGAAAAUUUGGAACCUUUCAAGGGAGUUGUCGAUUAUACUAUAGAACAGAUUAUUCUUGGAUAUACAAAUGAGCCAGAUGCAUGGACUUUCAUUGCCUUAAGGGAAUUAAAAGGCGAUUCUUAUCUUUAUGAUCGUAAAAGAAGCACUCCACAUUUUUAUAUUCUAAAGGCAGUACAAAGAUUUAAGGAUGGGAUUCUGAUGGUGUCACCUGCUAAUAAACCUAUUUUAUGGAGAAAAUAUUUGGACAUGCUCAUGAAAGUCCAUAAGGAACAAAAAAGUUCGCAGACACUCAGCUUACUUCAAGAUGGUUUAGAAGCGGCUACUAGGGCAGAAAUUCCCCUUCAGGAAGCACACUAUGUAGCAUGGUUUGAAUGCGGUUUAAAUAAUGUGGUGACUCUAAUAGAAAAAAUGGAAGAAGGUACUAAGAAACAUCCAUCAUCAGUACUAUUAUGGUCUUUAUAUUUGAAGUUUUAUAUUUGUCAAGACGACCGGAAUUUGGCAGCAUAUGUGUUCGAAAAGGCAAUUGAUGCUUUGGGACCAAAAUCAGUGAAAAUAUGGGAGGCUUAUUAUUCCUAUCACAAGCUUGGAUUCCCACCUAGGGAUAUAGAUAUUUUGUUUCAAAAAGUGAUGAGCCAGUCUGAUCAAGAAAUUGUCCAGUUGUUCAAGCCAAGAUACCUAGAUUGGGCACUUGAAUCGAGAGGUGUAGCGGCAGCUCGCAAACUAUAUUUGAGAUUGGCAAGUGAGCCUCCUUACAUCAAAAGACUUCACCAGACCAUGUUCCGUGCAGAUAAAAUGGAAGAUAUACAGGUUUUGUCAACCCCUUUCCAAGAGAAAGUUCUGGACUAUUGGAUGGAGCAAUUUGGAGCUGAAGAUGUUGAAGUUCAUUUUCAAAAGAUUAUGCAUGUUAAACAGCUUGGGGGCCGUGAUGUGAGAUUAAAAUUAUUGACAAUUUUCGAUAAGGCAAUAAGAACAUUGUCAGACCCCAAGAAAAUCUCUCAGUUCAGAAUUAUGAUCCAUCAAAACAAAUUAUUUUUUUAAUGCAACAUCGAGAAUCAUAGCAAGAUCGGGCUCCACUGCAAAACAUUUGUCGCUAAUAAAAAAAAAACAGGAAACCCGAUGCAGGCUGCAAACUUUAUUGUUGUAUUCAAUUUAUAGUAUUAUGUAGGUAUAUGAUAUUUUUGUAUUGUAUUUAUUCUUUUCAUUGAGUUUACUUACUGAAACUAGAUUACCUGUAUUAUGUAGUUAUAGGAUAUAUAGCCAACUUUUAGAAUUUCGAAGUUUUUAUUUUAUUUGCCUUAAGCUUAGUCUAUAACAUAAUAUUUCAUGUUAAUGUUUUGAGCCUUUACUAAAUCAACAACUAUAAUUAAACGAUAGUUUAUCAA